Molecule: messenger RNA, 1528 nt
Organism: Striga asiatica
Lineage: Eukaryota; Viridiplantae; Streptophyta; Magnoliopsida; Lamiales; Orobanchaceae
Source: the annotation of a GenBank genome assembly
GUCAAAGAGAGACAUACAAUAAAUUGAAAAGAAUAAUAUUAAAAAAUUUACUAAUGUUUUGCUGAGAGCUUUGGAUGCCAUUAAUUCUCACUGGUACAAGGCGAGCUUCAGAAAGGGAAAGGGCGAGCAAUGGCGGACUCCGCCCACUCCGUCACCGUCGAUAUAGAUUCAGUCCCGGUCGCCGGAAAGGAGCAUAUUGUGAAAACUGGUUGUGGUUCUGUGUCGGUGGCCGUUUUUGGGGACCAGGACAAGCCUGCUCUAAUUACCUAUCCUGAUUUAGCCUUAAAUUAUAUGUCCUGCUUCCAAGGUCUCUUCUUUUGUCCAGAAUCGUUUUCUUUAUUUCUCCACAACUUUUGCAUCUAUCACAUCAGUCCUCCUGGACAUGAGCUAGGAGCUGCUGUUGUGGGGCCCGAUGAGCCGUUGUUAUCCGUCGAUGAUUUAGCUGAUCAGAUUCCUGAAAUACUUGACCAUUUUGGAGUUGGUGCGGUAAUGUGCUUGGGGGCAACAGCUGGAGCUUAUAUUCUUACCCUCUUUGCUAUGAAGUACCCACAACGUGUUACGGGUUUGAUUCUUGUUUCCCCUCUAUGCAAAGCACCAUCUUGGACAGAGUGGCUGUACAAUAAGGUAGUAUCCAACUUACUUUACAUGUGUGGGAUGUGUGGUCUAGCAAAAGAAUUGUUGCUCAUACGGUAUUUCAGCAAGGAACAUCGGGGCAGUGUGGAUGUACCAGAAUCAGAUAUCGUUCAAUCAUGCAGACGAGUUAGUGCUCAUGUUUCUUCCCAUCCUUUGUUAGGAGAAAGGCAGAGCCCAAAUGUGCUUCGGUUUCUUGAAGCUAUCAAUGAGAGACCAGAUAUCACCGAAGGCUUGAAGAACCUGAAGUGCCGAACUUUGAUAUUCGUUGGUGAACACUCUCCUUUCCACUAUGAGGCCCUCCACAUGACCUCAAAGCUGGAUAGGAGAUUAAGUGCCUUGGUAGAGGUUCAAGCAUGCGGAUCGUUGGUUACUGAAGAACAACCAGAUGCGAUGUUGAUACCAUUGGAAUAUUUUCUCAUGGAUUAUGGCUUCCACAGGCCGUCAAAAUCCAGUGUCAGCCCAAGAAGCCCGUUGAGCCCGACUAGCAUCUCACCUGAGCUUUUCUCACCGGAAAGCAUGGGGCUGAAGUUAAAACCAAUCAAAACAAGGAUCCAGGAAGAAGUGUGAGGUCUUGAGAUAAAAAAAAUCAAAAGGCAAGCUUUUCUUUGUAUUAUAUGAAACUAAGGAGUUUAUUUAGUAUUUACACGUGAUUGGUUCGAUUUGUUGGGAGAAAAUUCAUGUAAUUAAAUAUAGGAAAGGGAUAAAUUUAGUUUGAAUGGAGCAGAGGUAUUAUUAUAGAUAGGGAAAAGCUACACAGGCUAAUAUGAAAGUUUGUGGAGAAUUAUAGGGAUAAAUCUCUGUAUAUCCUUGGAAUAAUUUAUAUUUAUGAUGAUGAAAUAGUGAUAGCCAGAAAAUAAUAAAUGGCGGGCGAAGAAAUUGCAUUUCUUUAGUUUAC